Bombyx mandarina (wild silkworm) is the source of this 2287-nucleotide messenger RNA. RefSeq names its product Another transcription unit (gene Atu). Gene Ontology annotation, cellular component: nucleus; Cdc73/Paf1 complex. Gene Ontology annotation, molecular function: RNA polymerase II C-terminal domain phosphoserine binding. The record is from RefSeq and is a predicted model, not a curated record. Gene Ontology annotation, biological process: transcription elongation by RNA polymerase II; positive regulation of transcription elongation by RNA polymerase II. Lineage: Eukaryota; Metazoa; Arthropoda; Insecta; Lepidoptera; Bombycidae.
UACAAUUUGUUUAUAAAUAACCUUAAAGUGAACUAAUAAAAGUUAUAUGUAAUAAGUGAAAAAUUACUGAAACAUAAUAUUAAGUUGAGUUAAAUGAAUGAAAAAAGUUGAUUCCUUUUGUAACGUAACAGCCUAGACAACUCGGAAAUGGCGCCAAUAGCAAAUAAUUCACUGCAAGACACAGACUCUGGAUCUGAUUCCGAAAGUGGCUCCAGUCGUAGUGGCAGUCGCAGUAAAAGCCGAAGUCCUGCACCCUCUGGCAAAGAAGGCAGUCAGUCGAGGUCCGUGUCUCGUAGCCCACCUCGGUCAGGCAGUGAAUCACCAAAAUCGCAUCACUCUGCCCGUUCUAAAAGAUCAUCAAAUGGUUCACGAAGUAAAUCAAACUCUCCAGCGGGAUCUAAUAGAUCAGGCUCAGCUCAGAGCAAUAAGUCAGGCUCAUCGAGUCCUAAGUCUCAAGCUUCAAGACGGCAAUCAAGAUCUAGAAGUGGCUCAGCCAGUGGCCGGUCAAGGUCGGGUAGUCCAAAGUCUGGGGCACAGACUCCAAGAUCUCGAUCUCAUAGCCCAAAAUCCAGAUCACAAAGUCCAAAAUCUAGGUCCCAAAGUCCUAAAUCACAAACAGCCAAAGGCCGUUCCCGCUCCAAAUCAGCUACUGGUAGUCCAAGAAAAUCAAGAUCAAGGAGUAAGUCAUUCCAGUCAAAGAGCCCAGUUCAAAGGCAGGAUGUUCAGGACAGCAGAUCCAACUCACCGAAUCUAAUGAUUGAUGAUGAACAAUCAAAAGGGAGAUCUAGGAGUAGAUCAAGGUCAGGUUCGAGGCGUUCAAGAUCUAAGUCACGAAGUAAAUCCAAAUCAAAAAGCCGUUCACGAUCACGCUCAAAAAGUUCAAAUGCUUCAGCAGAGAUAGGCGAGAAGAAAAAACGCGCGGUCCUCUCGGAUUCCGAAAGCGAUGGCGGUGAAAAGACUUCCAAAAGAAAGAAAGAGACAGCGGACAGCGGGUCUGAUACCAGCGGAAAGCCUAAAAAGAAGACGAAGAUAUUAGAUGAUGGUUCUGAUGUAGAAAACGAAAAUAAGGCAGAUAAUGUGACCGCUGACGCGUUGUUCGGUGACGCGUCAGACAUAAGCACAGAAGAUGAAGAACAGAAAGAUCAAGACAAGCGUUCCGAUCGGUCGCGUUCGAGAAGUAGGUCUGAAGAUAGACGAUCCGAAGAUCGUAGAAGUGGUGAUGAGCAGGAAGUUCGCGAAAAGCCCGAAGAGGAAGAGGAAAUCGAGGUUCCGGAGACGAGGAUCGAUGUGGACAUGCCCAAGAUAUGGACGGAAUUGGGGAAGGAAUUGCACUUUGUCAAACUACCCAACUUUUUGUCGGUCGAUACGAGGCCUUAUGAUCCUAACACGUACGAAGAUGAAAUCGAUGAAGAGGAGACCCUGGAUGAGGAAGGUCGUGCCAGAUUAAAGCUGAAAGUCGAGAACACGAUACGAUGGCGGACGGUGUUCGAUAAGGAAGGCAACGCGGUGAAAGAGUCCAACGCGCGCAUGGUGAAGUGGUCGGACGGCAGCAUGUCGCUGCACCUCGGCGCCGAGAUAUUUGACGUGUACAAACAACCUUUACACGGCGACCACAACCACCUAUUCGUCCGCCAAGGCACCGGGCUGCAGGGCCAGGCGGUGUUCCGCACGAAGCUCUCGUUCAGGCCGCACUCGACGGAGUCCUUCACCCACCGAAAGAUGACGCUGUCGCUGGCGGACCGCUCCAGCAAGACGUCCGCGAUCAAGAUACUGUCGCAGGUCGGGGCCGAUCCCGACGCCGACAGGAAGUACCAGCUCAAGAAAGAGGAGAUGGAGCUCCGCGCUGCCAUGCGGUCCCGCGCUUCGACGCGGCCCAAGCGACGAGCGGGAGCGGCUAGAGCGCGACACGACGACUCCGACGACGACGGCGCCGUCUCACUGCAGGCUAUUAAGAACAAAUACAAACAGGGACAGAAAGCGUCGGCCGGAGCGGCGAUCUACUCGUCAGAAUCGGACGCUUCCGACGUAGAGACGCGUCGCGCUCGUCGCUUGGACCGCGCCAAAGCGCUCAAGGACUCGGACGACGAGGGAAGCGACGCGGGCGGCGCUGGGGACUCGCAACCCAGAAGCGGCAGCGGCAGCGGAAGCGGAAGCGCCAGCGGGAGCGAGUAGACUGUUAUUCAAGUACUUUAACUUGUGUAACUUUGUUUCUCUGUAAUUAUAGCUAAAUAAAAUUGUAACUCGAAUGAGAUUAAACUACAAAAGUUUUAUUAAAUCUACGUUAGUU